AUGCUGAGGACGUUUACCCACAGACGCGCUGCCUCCUGCCGUGACGCGGACGCAGCUCGGGGUUCUGCAGAGGGUUCUGUUCCGAUGAUUCCGUUCAGUUGUCAAAGGAUGAAUGUGUCCGGUCUCUCCUUCUGUCUCCAGCUCAUCCAGGACAAUCACAUCACACACUUCCGGUGGAUUUUCAGUGCGCAGCGACUCUGCAUCAUCACCGCCGCACCGCCGCGUCUAUCUGCGGCUCUGCGGCUCAAAGACGGACUGGAAACACCAAUAAAUGUGUUUUACUCAGGCUCAGGCUGUCCCUGA
Knipowitschia caucasica is the source of this 303-nucleotide messenger RNA. The record is from the annotation of a GenBank genome assembly. Lineage: Eukaryota; Metazoa; Chordata; Actinopteri; Gobiiformes; Gobiidae.